GGUUUACGUAAACGUGCACAUGCGCAUUGUCGACGAUCCGAAAGUCCUUUUUUGCCUAGUGUUGAACGACUAGCAUCAAACGAGCCUGAAGAUGCAGCUCUUUCUACGUGCCCAGAAUAUUCACACCCUUGAGGUGACUGGCCAGGAGACUGUCAAAGACAUCAAGGCUCAUGUCCAGGCUUUGGAAGGUCUGCUGGUGGAGGAGCAGGUGCUGUUGCUGGCUGGCUCUCCCCUGGAGGAUGACCUCUCCCUGGCUGCCUGUGGAAUCUCUGAGCUCUGUACUCUAGAGGUGGCCGGCAGACUGUUGGGAGGUAAGGUCCACGGCUCUCUGGCCCGUGCCGGAAAAGUAAGGGGACAGACACCCAAGGUCGACAAACAGGAGAAGAAAAAGAAAAAGACUGGCCGUGCCAAGCGUCGCAUCCAGUACAACAGACGCUUCGUCAACGUGGUGCCCACCUUCGGGAAGAAGAAGGGACCUAAUGCCAACUCCUAAACUUCCAUCACAUCCCUUUUUGUUUCAACCAAGCUAAAUGUUAUCCUUCUGUACAGAAUAAAAUUGGUUUGGUAAAAAGGUA
Messenger RNA from Hypomesus transpacificus, 575 nucleotides. RefSeq names its product FAU ubiquitin like and ribosomal protein S30 fusion a (gene faua). Gene Ontology annotation, molecular function: protein binding; structural constituent of ribosome. Gene Ontology annotation, cellular component: ribosome; cytosolic small ribosomal subunit. Gene Ontology annotation, biological process: translation. Bases 92 to 493 code for a protein of 133 amino acids. The transcript is spliced from 5 exons. The record is from RefSeq and is a predicted model, not a curated record. Lineage: Eukaryota; Metazoa; Chordata; Actinopteri; Osmeriformes; Osmeridae.